GUGACAAUGGAGACAAUUAUUCUUCUGCAGUUAAUAUCCUCGAUAUUUCAAACGAUUUAUAUAAAUGGGUUUCCUUAUAUACUCUACGUACACCAGAUUUGAAAGCAACAGCUCCCCCCAAUAACCUGAACACACUGAACAUUGGAAUAGUUGUGGGGUUAAUAGUUGCGAGUGUUGUGAGCGUUGGAUUAUUAGCUAUUAUUAGCUAUUUAAUUUAUUCUAGGAAUAAGUUUAAAAAAGAAUUUAAGUCAAUAGAAGAUUCUAGUAACGAGGUGAUUAAGUCGACGGAAAUUCAACAUUCUAGUAAUGAAGUGGUUGACGAUAGGUGA
Molecule: messenger RNA, 329 nt
Organism: Dentiscutata heterogama
Lineage: Eukaryota; Fungi; Glomeromycota; Glomeromycetes; Diversisporales; Gigasporaceae
Source: the annotation of a GenBank genome assembly